This is a messenger RNA of Fusarium redolens, 792 nucleotides long. RefSeq lists its product as uncharacterized. Lineage: Eukaryota; Fungi; Ascomycota; Sordariomycetes; Hypocreales; Nectriaceae. Gene Ontology annotation, molecular function: gamma-glutamylcyclotransferase activity. The transcript is spliced from 2 exons. The record is from RefSeq and is a predicted model, not a curated record. Bases 1 to 792 code for a protein of 263 amino acids.
AUGUCAGACUUGCCGACGCAACUCUACUUCGCCUAUGGCAGUAACCUUUGGCUGCAGCAAAUGGCCAGCCGGUGCCCCGAAAGCUUCUACGUUGGCAGGGCGAUUCUGCUGGAUCAUCGCUGGCAAAUUAACAGUCGAGGCUUCGCAAAUGUGAUUCCUUGCAGCGGCUACAACGUGCACGGAUUGGUCUAUCAAGUCAGCGUCGAUGAUGAAGCUCGCCUCGACAGGAAUGAGGGCGUUCAUUCCGGCGCUUACACAAAAUCAUAUCAUAGUGUCGUCCUACAUGAAGCUGUUGAAGACCUUCAGCUUCCAACGCGCUACCUUGUCCAGGAUGGUGGGCUUGAUCAGGCUGUCAACGCUGUGCGGUCAGGAUCACGAUCCCAUGAGCCCGAGCGGCAAGGCAGAAUCAGGAGCAACGUCCUGGUUUAUCUCAGUAGUCGUUACUCUCAGUGGGGUACCGCACGGGAUGAAUACGUCGAUCGCAUGAACUGUGGCAUAAGAGACGCUGUCACUUUAGGUAUCCCGAGUGACUUCUUCGAGAAUACGGUUCGGCCGUCGAUUCCACCGAGGUCAACCUCAAGAAGAUCUCAAAGGGAAGAUCAGGCCAGAAGGUCGGCGCGUCAAAGUGGUCAUCGCAGAACCAGUUCAGAUCCCGAAGAGCCUCGUCGAAGAAGACGCCGGAGCUCAUCUCCGCAGCGCAGAGCAUGGGGAACUGCAUUCCAGCGCCACGCUUCAACUGUGGGACGUGGUAUCCUUUUCAACCACACUGCUCCUGUCAUCUGUAAAGGUUAA